AAUUAUGGUGACGUCACAUGUGCGACACGGACUUUUGCCUCUUUCAAUGUUGUGUCUGAAGUUUUAUUCAAAACCGUGUUUUACAAAGGAAUUAUUUAUCUGGUGGUGCUUUUGCAGACACUUGUGAGUCUUUUUUGUAUGACAAAUGCUAUGAAAUUAAUGUGAAUAUUAAUGUGAAUAGAUAUAGAUGGAUAGUUUGUUGUAUAACGUAGGCUACAGUCAACUCUUGCUAGCUAACUAGUGUUGCAAAUGCAUGUGGUGGUCUUUGCGACAGUCCCGUCGUUUACAAUAUGGGUUCCAUGUUGAUAUCAAAAUCUGGACUUUACUUUAAGUACGGAAACAUACUAUCUCAUCCUAGAACUGUAGGCUGUUCGCAGCUGAGAAUUUUGCUUUCUGUUUUCGAAGACAGCAAGCUGCAUUCUGCACACUUAUUUAGCACAAAAAGAGUGAGCAGACCUUUAGGUUAUCAAAACAAGAAAGAAGAUAGACAAAAGGACUUCAUCAUCAGGGAAAGUCCGUCUUUCCCGAAAUCUGUGUUUGCAGCAGGGACUGCCAAGAAGACAGCUGAGAUCCUGAGAAGGAAAAGUGGCCUCCAGGAAGCGGAGGAAUCCGACCCCAGACAGCCCAGGGUGCGAGUGGAGCUCCCCGACCGGCCCCUUACAGCCUCGGAGUGGAGAAAGCUCCAGGAGGCUUCUGGCAACCAUGAGCGCUUCCCCAUACAGACGAUGACUUCACUCUUCGCCCAACGGGCGGAAAUCGACGUCGCAAAGUCCCUUCUGGCAUUCGUCGCCACGGAGACGGGCACCCUGCCUUACAAGAUGCUCCUUCGCUACCUGACGCUGUGCGUGGCGGCUGGCCACCAUGGAGAGGUGUUCGACCUUUAUGACAUCAUGACCGGACGUUUCGGCUCGCUGGACACGGGUGCCUACAGCCUCUUCAUCAGGGGUUUCAGCCACACAGAACGCUGGCGUAAGGCACUCGACAUCUUGGAAGACAUGAAAAGGGUCAUCACUCCCUCCUCGCGUAACUAUGGCUGCGUUAUCGCCGGGGCUGUGCAGCACGGGGACGUUGGCAUGGCGUGGGCGCUGUAUGAUGACCUCAUAGAGAAGGGACUGGUCCCUAACCAGGAGAUCUGGCAGAGCCUGUUCCAGAGUGGGAUGUCCUGGCCAGGGCCAGAGCAGGAGGAGAGGCUGCAGGGAGUCCUGAUGUACAUGAGAGACAACCAGGUGUACCCCCAGCAAUCCCUGGCUCAAACCAUUGAAGCCUGGUUCCAGAGUAUUCCUGAAAUGAGCUGGAAGGGAAGCUGGACCACAGUGGAGCCCAAGGGCGUGUGUCGGAGCUGCAAGGAGGAGCUGGAGUCCAUCCACCUGACUCAGGAGGAGUACAGCCAGCUGAGGGAAAGGGUGAUGCGGGAAGUCAUCAGAGGACAAGAUGUCUUUAACAAGACCACACCAGAGGAACUGGAGAGCUUCAAGACCUUUGUAAAGAGGAAGCCAGCAUUUGACGUGGUCAUUGAUGGGCUCAACGUGGCCAACACUACCAGGGGCAGCCAGUCUGAAACUCUGCUGGCAGUGGUGUCUGAGCUGGAGCAGCAGGGCCAGGUCAUCCUUGUGCUGGGGAGGAAACACAUGCUGAAUCCCUCCAGAAGCUGGGACAGACACCACAUGGCCCAGGUCCAGCUGAAGGCCCACUGUUUCUUCACUGACAAUAUCUCUGAGGAUGACCCCUUCCUCUUGUAUGCCACACUGCAUUCUGGGAACCACUGUAACUUUGUGAGCCGAGAUCUGAUGAGGGACCACAAGGCCUGUCUGUCGGAUGACGUGACCAGGCGGCUGUUCUUUAAGUGGCAGCGCGGCCACCAGCUGGUGCUGAGCGGGUAUAACCUUGGCCGGAGGGUUCGCUUCCGGGUAAGAGGGCUGGAGAGAAUUCCCAGUUAUGACACGAUCAUCCAGACUUCAGGCAGGUCCUGGCACGUCCCCUACGAUGACGACGGGGCCGAGAGGUGCUCCUACGAAGUACCCCAGCGGUGGCUCUGUCUCAGAAAGACACAUUAGGGGUUGCCAUAGAGACUGCGUACAGGGUUCGCAUGCUGGCAUUGCUAAAAAUAAAUAUAGUUAUGUUGCUCACAACUGAAUGUGAACUUCUGGACUGAAGUCUCUACACAGCUCUUAGUACUAAUUGUAAAUCUUUUUUUCUUUUGAUAAUAAAGAGUCAAUUUACCC
Messenger RNA from Hypomesus transpacificus, 2222 nucleotides. RefSeq names its product protein only RNase P catalytic subunit. Gene Ontology annotation, biological process: mitochondrial tRNA 5'-end processing; tRNA 5'-leader removal. Gene Ontology annotation, molecular function: ribonuclease P activity; protein binding. Bases 291 to 2054 code for a protein of 587 amino acids. Gene Ontology annotation, cellular component: mitochondrial ribonuclease P complex; mitochondrion. The transcript is spliced from 7 exons. The record is from RefSeq and is a predicted model, not a curated record. Lineage: Eukaryota; Metazoa; Chordata; Actinopteri; Osmeriformes; Osmeridae.